Cajanus cajan (pigeon pea) is the source of this 920-nucleotide messenger RNA. RefSeq names its product succinate dehydrogenase subunit 6, mitochondrial. The record is from RefSeq and is a predicted model, not a curated record. Gene Ontology annotation, cellular component: respiratory chain complex II (succinate dehydrogenase). NCBI's taxonomy places the organism in Eukaryota, Viridiplantae, Streptophyta, Magnoliopsida, Fabales, Fabaceae.
UGACGCAAAAAUGAUGGAUCUGAAAGCAUAAUAAUGGGCAUUGUUGUCUGAGUUUUCAGUUCGUAAAACGGGGCUGCUAGCUAGAGCGACUGUUUAUCUUGGUCAUCCAUACUUUUGUAGCUGCUUCGGUAAUAGGGAUUCAAGUGAAAGGGAAAGGAGUGAUGGCAGACAACGCACAAGGUUCGUCAUCGCAGUCCUACUGGGAAGGCUACAAAGAGUUUUGGUCAGAGAGGUUUUCCUUUUUGGGCAACUAUUCCAAGUUCAUCAACCGUGAUAAACCCAUCCCUUCCUGGUCCACCUCUGAUGUCGAGGAGUUCAUUGCUUCUGAUCCUGUUCAUGGGCCCGUGCUGAAAAGUGCUAGAGAAGCAGUGCAAUUCGGCCUCACCGGAAGUGCUUUGGGAGCAUUGUUUACCGCUGGCUAUGCCUGGAAAUAUUCAAGGAGUUUACAUGGCGCUGGACUGUCAUUUUUAGCUGGAGGUGUGUUUGGGUGGACUUUUGGGCAUGAAAUCGCAAAUCAUGCACUUCAACUUUACAGGGUAGACACAUUGGCUGCUGAGGUCAAGUUUCUGGAGUGGUGGAAUAAGAAGACUGGAGGGUAUUAAAACAGUUGGCUUCUGGGAAUUAAUGUUCCAUUUGUUAUCGUUUCUUAAAAAAUGAAGAAUAUUUUUCGGUUUGGCCAGUGCGAUUGAUGUUCACUGAAUAAAUAUUUGUUGUGACAUAGGUUGAGUUUUAAAACUAAUGCAUCAUCGCAAAACAAAUUAUGACUUGUGCCAUUUUUUCUCUUGUAUUGUCUGUUCUUCAUUAGUCUGGGUUUUUAAUGGUUGGACUUGACUAGAGGUCAUAAGAGCUGGCAUUUUCAUAUUGUUCCACCGCUGGUGCAAUCGAGACGACAUACUCCGAGAGCAGUUAUUUUGUAUGAA